Messenger RNA from Carcharodon carcharias (great white shark), 14041 nucleotides. RefSeq names its product ankyrin repeat domain 11 (gene ankrd11). Gene Ontology annotation, cellular component: nucleus. Gene Ontology annotation, molecular function: protein binding. The transcript has 14 exons. Lineage: Eukaryota; Metazoa; Chordata; Chondrichthyes; Lamniformes; Lamnidae. The record is from RefSeq and is a predicted model, not a curated record. The coding region runs from base 385 to 8433 and encodes 2682 amino acids. Gene Ontology annotation, biological process: anatomical structure morphogenesis.
UAGAGGAAAAAAUUGCGGCCAAGAUCGGAGCGGUGUGGAUUGAGGGCUGAAAACACUCGGCUGGGCCCCGGAGUGGGACCGUGAAUGGGAGAAGGUAGCCUGGGACUCGCGUGAGGACAGUGGGGCCCCCUCCCCCACUAUCCACACAUACACACACUGGAGCGAGCACUGACAAAACUCUUGCAUACCUCUAUUGGAACAAAUACAUGCCGUGGUGGAGAACUAUGGAAUCGGGUCGACUUAUACUUGGAAAAUUAAGGAUUUUUUGGCCAAAGAUCAGGGGUCAACUUUUACAAAAGAUCGACUAUUAUUCGAGUAUGUGUGACUGUUGAUGAUGACGCGAUGGAUGCUUGAAUGAGGUGACAGCCGUGGGAAGGAGGAACGAUGCCCAAGAGUGGGUGUUCUAAAACACCACAAUCAGAAGAUUACCCACUCAACAUCGAUAUGGUGGAAAAAGAAUCAGGGAAGAAGGAUAAGGAUAAAAUAUCGUGUAACAAGACCCCGAAAUUGGACCGGAAUGAUGGAGGGAAAGAGGUGAAAGAGAAAGCAUCAAAGAGAAAACUGCCUUUCACUAUUGGAGUUAACAGCAUUGAUCAGAAAGACUCAGACACAGAAAAGCAAGGUCCAGAGCGGAAGCGAGUGAAGAAGGAGACUGGAGCCAGAAAGUUUGGAUUGUUUGGGGCAGGAAUAAGAGCGGGCUGUCCACUUUCAGAACGACAACAAGUUGCUUUGCUGAUGCAAAUGACGGCAGAAGAAUCAGCAAACAGUCCAGAUCGUAUGCCAAAGCACCCCUCGCAGUCGAUUCUUGGACAAAAGAGAACACCAAGUUCUGCCUCCAAAACCAAAGACAAAGUAAAUAAAAGAAAUGAACGUGGAGAGACACGACUUCACAGAGCUGCCAUCCGGGGAGAUGCACGGCGGAUAAAAGAACUUAUUAGUGAAGGUGCAGAUGUAAAUGUGAAAGACUUUGCAGGAUGGACUGCACUGCAUGAAGCAUGUAAUAGAGGUUACUAUGAUGUUGCUAAGCAACUCCUAGCAGCAGGUGCUGAAGUCAAUACAAAAGGCUUGGACGAUGACACACCCCUCCAUGAUGCAGCUAAUAAUGGUCACCGCAAGGUAGUGAAGCUGCUGUUGAGAUAUGGAGGGAAUCCUCACCAGAGUAACAGAAAAGGAGAGACACCACUCAAAGUUGCCAAUUCCCCCGCGAUGGUGAAUCUGUUACUGGGAAAGGGUUCCUGCAGCUCCAGUGAUGAGAGCUCAACAGAAACUUCAGAAGAUGAAGAUGCUCCCUCAGUUGCGCCUUCCAGUUCAAUUGAUGGUAAUAACACAGACUCUGAGUUUGAGAAGGGCCUAAGGCACAAAAUCAAGCGACAAGAGUUAUCUAAAACAGUAACACCAGUCAAGGAUGAGUAUGAAUUUGAUGAGGAUGAUGAGGAAGAUAGAAUACCACCUGUUGACGACAAGCAUUUGCUGAAAAAAGAUUAUAGAAAGGACAUAAAAACGAACAAUUGCAUUUCUAUUCCUAAAUUAGAGACAAAAACUUAUUCUAAAAAUUCCCUUCUAACACCAAAGAAAACUCCACGACGUAUUUUAUCUGACACCAACAGUUCUGAUGAAGAGGAUAGAUUAAUAUGCUUCUCUCCUCCUCUUAGCAGGCCUUCAGUGCACUCCAGUCUGCUCAAUACAAGUUCUAAACAAAGAGAGUCACCAGUAAAAAAACAGCAAAAGGAAAAAACAAAAGUGAAAAAAAAAUGGAAAAAAGAGGUGAAAAACAAGGAAGCCAGAUUGGGUAAGGAUGACGAGCAAUUCAAUUCAUCUGCAACAGAAAGUGAGGACUCAGAAAGUGAGGAAGAGGAUAAAGGUUCCAUACAGAGUGGGAUUAGUAUGAAGGACUCUUAUAUGAGCCUGAAAGAAUCAGCAAUGUUCUCUUCAUUAUCUGCAUCCUGUUCUUCCUCUCAAGGGAGCUAUGUGUCAUCAAAGCAUAUUCCCAGUCUUGUAGAACAACAUUCUAAACCUUGGCGAGCUGAUAGUUGGAAAUCAAACAUGUCGCCCGUUUGGUCUGAUGUGAGCUCUUUGUCAGAGUCUGAGAGAACACGACUCACAAGUGAAUCUGACUAUUCUUCAGAAGAUUCAAGUUUAGAGUCUAUUAAGCAAAUGAAAGAGACAAAAGACCAUAAAAAGAAAAAUCUCAUUGAUGGAGAUGUUACAGAAAAGAAAAUGACGGAAGAUAUCUUUAAGAUUUUGAACACUGAUGGAAUAGUUCGAAAGUUUGAUAAGCAGGGCAAAGUUGUGAAAAAGCAUAAAGUGAAACACAAGCACAAAAUGAAAGCCAAGGAAAAAGGGCGAUCACAGAAUACUCUGGCAGGCCCAAAAGCUGAGAGUUUAGAUAUGGAGGAGUCUAAGCAAAACGCAGACAAAUCUGUAAGUCCAGAAAAUGAAAACCUUUCAAUUGACAGAGUAAAAGUAGUUAAACAUGACAAAGAACAACUGAAGAAGGAAGAAAAAGAAAAACUUUUUAAAGUCAAAUCUGAAGAAAAAGAUUGGUUACUUCAAGAUGAUUUAGGGAAAGCCUGUAAAGAAGAAAAGUUAACAAAGAAAAUCAAAGACUCCUCCAAAGAUAACUACAAAUCUGUAAAAGAAGAGAGAGACAAAAUGUCUAAAGUCGAUAAAGAAAAACCCUUUAAAGAGAAAGAAAAAUCUUCUAAAGAAGAAAAGCUUAAAAUCCACAAAGAUGAUAAAAAGAAAAAGGCAAAGGACAAGUGUUCAAAAGGUGAAAAACAUUUAAAACCAGAUAAAGAUAGAAGUCUUAAAGAUGACAAGGAAAAAUUAAAAAAAGAAAAGACUCGUAAAGAGGAGUCAGAUUAUGAGGAUCUGAAAACCAGGAGUCAAUUUGUAGACAAUGAUGAUAGGUUCAGUGUGUCUGAUCAUGAAGAUAAAUGGUUUUCAGAUUUGUCCUCUGAUUCUUCCUUCUAUGAUUUAAAAGAAGAUAAUUGGAGUAUUCCAAUUAAAGACUUUAAGGAACAUAAAGAUGGCGCAGUAGGGAAACUGGUUGUUGAAGCUAUGAAAGAAGAAUGUAAGGAAAAGAAAAAGGAAUCUAAGUUAAAAGAAAAGCGAGAACUAAAUGAAAAGCGCCAUGAUAAAGACAACUUGAGAAAGAAAGAUCAAGAUUAUGUAGAAAAAAGUGCAGAGAAGAAAAAGGACCAGUCUGAUAAAAAUAAGUCAGGGCAUGGCUGUCCUCUGGAAAAAGAGAGAAAAAGAAAGGACUCUACUGAAAGUAUUAAAGACCGAAAAGAUAAAGAUGCCUUUGAAAACAUUAAAGAACGCAAAGAUACCAUUUCUGAAUGCAACAAGGAUAGGAAAGAGCUUAAAGGAAAACCAGAAGAUGCUUCUAAAGGUGAUUCAAGAGAGUUUGGGAGUGAAUGUUUCUUCAAAGAGAAGCCUGAAAGUGAUUUUGCUGGAAGAACAUUGGAAGCAAGGGAGAGACAUUAUUCAGAGAAAGAGAAGGACAAAAAGGAUGGAACCGAAAAGAAGGACAAAUUAAAAUUUGAAAAAUUCAAAGACAAGUCUAAGGAGAAAGUUUCAUUGGAAAUUGAAAAGGAAAAAAUAGAGAAAAGCAUGUUUGAUAAAUUCUUAAAAGACAAAGAUACUGAUAAAGAAAAGCUAUAUAGAGAGUCAGGUAGUUUCAAAGACAAAAGAGAACAAAGGGAAAAGAACAGAGAUCUUUUCAAUCGAGACAAGGAGAGAAAAGUCUCAUCAGAACUGAAUAAAGAGAAGAAAGAGAAAAAUGUAAUGGAAAAACAUACAGAAAAAGAGAAAGAUCUUACAGAAAGAAAGGAGAAAGAAAAAUCAGAUAAACUAAAAGGAACUGAUCUGGAACUAGGAAAAGAAAAGAACUGGCACAGCAUAGCAAAUGACAUCUUCACAGAUGAAAGUGGUGAUGAGCUAGAUUAUUGUGAACUUGGAAGUAAUGGGAUGUGCAGAAGUGACUCACUGCCUGAAAAGGAAGAGAUGAAGGGAGAGAAGGAACUGUUUCCACCUGACAAACACCGAAAAUACUCAGCUGACAAACAACAUUCAGCAGGGAAGCAGAAAGAUAAAGAAUUGAAAGAUAAGAAAAAGGAUAAAAUAUUAACAGACUGUGGGAAAGACAAGAGAGAAAAAAGUUUAUCUGAAAGACAAAAAGAAAAAAAAGACAAAGAACUAGCUGAUAAAUUUAAGGAAAGAAAGGACAGAGUGUCAAUAGAUUUGAACCUAGAAAAGAAAGUCAAGCCAAAGCUUCCAGAAAAGAUAGAAAAGAGAUACUCCAAUGAUGAAAAGGUUAAAGUUAAGGCCAAGGAGAAAACUGACAAAGAGGUUUUAUUAAAAGAAAGAAGGCUUUCAAAAGGAAAUACUAUCGAAGAAGAAAAAAAAUGCCCAGAAAAACUAGAAGAUACAACUUUCAAUGAAUUUAAAGAGGAUUCCAAUGACAAGAACAGUGAAAUUUCAUCUGACAGCUUUACAGAAAGAGCACAUGAUUCCACAAUGUGUGGUUUAAAUGAUGUUUCAAUUGUUGGUCAAGAUAUUGGAGAGGAAGAAUUAAAGGAUUCUCUUUCUAUUCUGUAUACGCAUGAAAAAAUUAAAGAAAAGGAGAGAAACAGGCAUUCGUCAUCUUCAUCAAAAAAAAAUCAUGAGAAAGAUAAAACAAAAAAAGAGAAACGGGAUAAGUCAGAGGAAUUCAAAGAAGCUACUGUUAAAAGGGAAGGUCCACCAUUUGAACGUGAAACCCUGAUGUCUGAUUGUGAUUUUAUAAGUCAUUUUAUGAAAAUUGAGAAAGAAGAUGAAUCAGACAAAAGUGGGGAUGCUAUGUUAAGUGAGAAGAAAGAUAAGAGUGAGUCUGAAAAGGAAUUGUCUAAAAAAUUAGAAAAAGUUGCAAAUACUUUCAUCAGUAUCAAAGAGAAGGAUAAAGACAAAAAAAAGAAAGACAAACAUAAGGACAAAUCAAAAGAUGACAAAGAAAAGCACAAGGAAAAACAUGGAGAAUUGGCCAUGGUCUUCAAACAUUCAAAAGAAGAACAAAGAAAAGACUCUCUCUCAAUAGUUAGAGAGUCAGGUGGGAACAAAGAAAAAACAAAAGAUGACUACUUCAAAAAUAAUGAAAUUAAACAAAAGGAGAAAAUCAAAGAUGGAGCAGAAAAGGACAAAAAUGAAUCAUUUAAGUGUAGAAUGAAUGAAAAUGAUAAAUUAAACCAGCCAAAAGAAGUAUCUCGUAAGGACAGUAGGCCUAAGGAAAAGCUUUUAGUUGAUGGAGACCUGAUGAUGACCAGCUUUGAGCGUAUGCUAAGCCAGAAAGAUCUAGAAAUUGAAGAACGGCACAAAAGGCAUAAGGAAAGAAUGAAACUGAAAGAGAAGCUGAGACACCGAUCAGGAGAUCCCAAGUUAAGGGAAAAAUUUCGAAGUACAGAAGAAAUACGUAGGAAGAACUUUGAUAUGCCAACAAAAAAAGCAGGUUCAAUUGACACUCAACAAAGAGACAAAAAAUUUAGAGAUCAAGGACCAGGUCAAAUUAUGUCACCAGAUACAAAGAUUCAGCCAGUUUCUGGUCUCGAUGCAAAAGAUUGGCUUUCCACUCCUGGACUGAAAGAGAAUUUGCCUGCUUCACCAAGAUCUGAUCAAGACAGGCCCACAGGUGUUCCAAAACUGACUCCAAUGGUUUCUUGUCCAAGUUAUGAGGACUUGCUGCCUGCACCCCAUACACCUAACUGUGUGAAUGAAGAUUUUACUGAUCUAUUUGAAGGAAUAGAGCCCCAGAAUUCAGUGACCAUGUCCACAAUAUCCAUGAAUGCCUGCUCCCCUUCCUUUUUUGAUAGAUUUAUCAAUGUCCCCACUAGUGUUCAUGAGAAUCCAAAUCCAGCUAGCAUUGUUCCUGUUCCUGGCCUCUAUCGAUCAGUAUCGAUGGAUUCCAGGAGAUCACUAGAAGAAGAAUUUAACAUUAAUUCUGAGAAAUUCUAUAGGCAACAGAGUGUGCCAGCUUCAGCAGAUUAUGAUGCCUCCAUCCCUCAGCCGAUGGAGGAGAAAUCAGUUGUUCAGUCUGAGGGGUUCUCUGGCUUGUCACCAUCAUAUGUUUCACCCGAGUAUGGGAUUUCCUCACCACAUUUGGAACAGUCCCAUCCUAGAAUGGCCAAGUCAUUUACAGAAAAUCUUAACCCUUCACCUGAAAGUGUACUUAAUCAUUUGCAGACAAAAUCUUCACCAUCACAUAAAUUUGAUCAACUGGAGCAGUCUUUAGAUAGCUUAGUUACUGAUUUUGGUUUGCCAUUAGAUUCUUCGGAGCAGCAACCAAAAUCUCCUUUGACUUCUCCUAAUUCAACUUUAAAUGCCAACCUUCUGUCUAUUUCUGGAGACCCAUUUGCUCCUAAUGAUUCAGCCCAGAAUAAACUAAGCCAUCCAUCUUCUCCACACAGACCAUGUGAACAGCUAAGUCUGAGCCCUGUGGAUAAUUCAUUGGAUCAUUCAGUGAAUUGGUCAAUGGGCUCUGAGUUGCAGCUGAAGCCAUCUCAAAUAUCUCUUUGUGAACCUUCCAAGCCCCUUUGUUGUUCAGAGACCAUGCAUACUGCGGUGAUGCCAUUUGUUUCCUCUCUUUCCUCCCCUUUUCCUGAAUCCCCUGUCCAGUGCUCAAUGUCAACCCCUGACUUGGGGCAAGAUGGAGACAGAGGUGAUAUGACAGGAGUGGACCAAAGGGAAGAGUCGGCAGCUUUAGAUGAUGCUAUCACAUAUAUGUCUCCAGUUAGAACAAAUUCACCAUGUGAUUCUUGCAAGCCACUUCCUGAUAAAUGUGCUAAUAAUGUGCCUCCAGAAACACAACAUUUAGCUGUGGAAAGCCAGCAGGAACCAAUGAAGUCAGAAAAAUGUGCUCAGCUACAGCAGAAUAUUCCUUCUGAAGACCAGGAAGAAUCCUUAUGGAAUGAUCCUUUUCCAAAUUCCAUAGAUGAUCUUGAUCUGGGACCAUUUUCACUUCCAAUGCUGCCAUUACAAGACAAAGAAGACCCAGUCAUUGAAAUGACAGAGCCCAAAACUGAAGAAAUUGCUAAGAUACAUGACACAAAUAAUUCUGCAGCUAUGAAUACUCAUUCUGAAGUUAUAGAUUAUCCAUCAGGGGAAGAACAUGAAGCUAUUAGUGAGAUUCUAAAGAUGGAGCCAACACUAGUAGAGGAUAAAAUUGAGGAUAGUGUCAGUAACACAACAGUAGAAAAGACUUCAGUAAAAGUUGAAGAUAUUGGAGAAAAUAAUAUUCAGCCGCUUUCAAUGCAGCCUAUUGAACCAGAUAUAGAAUUUGAAGAUAAAGCUGUGGAUGUUGCUCCAAGUUCUUUGGAAAAUGGCACAAUUUUCAAAGUACCAGAAGUUACAGAGGCAACAGUUAAACCAGUAAUUGAGGCAUCAAAACCAACCAAAGCAGAAGAGAUUCCUCAAAGAAUCACAAGGAACCGAGCACAAAUGUUGGCUAAUCAGAGCAAGCAAAAUAAUGCUGCCUCUUUAGAGAAGGAUACUGCUCCAGCUCAAUUAGGAAAAGCAAAAGGACGAGUAGCGGAUGAAGAUGAUGCACAGGCGCAGCAUCCACGCAAGCGAAAAAUCCCUCGUGCAAGUCAUCAACCAAUGAUUCUUAACCCAUCAGCGCAGCAAACUCGAGAAAUAAUCCAACAAACAUUGGCUGCUAUUGUUGAUGCAAUUAAAUUAGAUGAGAUUGAGCCAUAUCAUAGUGACCGAUCAAACCCCUACUUUGAAUACCUUCAAAUUCGUAAAAAGAUUGAAGAAAAGCGUAAAAUCCUGUGCUGUAUUAUCCCACAAGCACCUCAGUGCUAUGCUGAAUAUGUCACAUAUACUGGUUCCUAUUUGCUGGAUGGAAAGCCUCUCAGCAAACUCCAUAUCCCAGUGAUUGCGCCACCUCCAUCCUUGUGUGAGCCAUUGAAGGAACUUUUCAGGCAUCAGGAAGCUGUGCGUGGGAAACUGCGUCUUCAACAUAGCAUUGAACGGGAGAAGCUAGUAGUUUCAUGUGAGCAAGAAAUUCUACGAGUACACUGUCGAGCAGCAAGAACAAUAGCAAACCAAGCAGUACCAUUCAGUGCCUGCACGAUGUUGCUUGACUCUGAGGUUUACAACAUGCCAUCAGAAAAUCAGGGGGAUGAAAAUAAGACAUCAGUGAGGGAUCGAUUUAAUGCUCGGCAAUUUAUUUCAUGGCUACAGGAUGUAGAUGAUAAAUAUGAUAGAAUGAAGACGUGCUUAUUAAUGCGCCAGCAGCAUGAAGCAGCUGCAUUGAAUGCAGUCCAGCGAAUGGAAUGGCAGCUAAAAGUGCAGGAGCUUGACCCAGCCGGACACAAGUCCCUGUGUGUCAGCGAGGUCCCUUCCUUCUAUGUGCCAAUGGUUGAUGUGAAUGAUGACUUUGUGCUUCUGCCAGCAUGACAGUGUUAACAUGUGGUUGAUAACCAUUUGUGGCACAAAGUGGGAUACUUCCCAAAGGAACAUUAGUUCAAGUUUUUUUUUUCUUAAAUCCUUAAGUGCUGCUUGCUAAUGAUUCCCUAUUUCAUGAGGAGGAAGCAUCAUUUAAACUAUAUUGCACUUUUCACAGAUUUUAGAUAUCACUUCUGCAGGGAAGAAGAAUGUCAAGACAGGUCAGUGGUUCAGAUGUAAAGAAACUUGAGCAAUUCAGCCUGCAUACUAAACAGGAAAGUAGCAGGCUAAAAGUUGUAUACUCAUGUUGAAGUGCAGAACAGUAGGACUCAGCAUGAUGUGAUUGCUGGCAUACCAGUGAUCUUGAUCACAUACUUUUUCGCAGGACAAAGACAAUGAACGUUUAGUAAUAUACGUUGAAGUUAUCAUAAUUUCAGCCUCAUUAUAAAGAACUGUGGGGUGGGGUGGCGGUGGGGAGGAGUAGCAGUUUUGCAUAUCUCUUUAAGGCUAGACAGGCUGGUUGGUUGAUGAAAUUUGCACAAAAAUGUCAGAUUUAAACUUCAUUCAUCAAAGCAAAGGUCAGAAGUCAAAGUAAGACCUUUUAACUGCAUUCUGAAUUAAGUUAUAGAUUUAAGGAGAGGUAAGAUCUUGGAGCUUGCAGUCACAAUCAUUUUAUUUCAAAAAAGAAAGAAGUGUUGCCUCUUCAGUCAUCUAGUAACUUCCCAUGAUGUCCUUAUCGUGCACUCAAGUCCACAAUUGGUCUUGUUGGCUGCAAUUCUGUUACUCCUGUGAACAAAAGUAACUUGAGGCAAGAAGCCCUGUUGAAGAAGCAGUUUUACUGUUAGGCUACUGAGUAUGCUUUAUUUCUUCCCCACCUACCACCCCAUUUUAAUUCUUGGGCAUUCAUUGCUUCUCUAGCAGAGAGCAUCACUUGACACUACAGAGCCAAUACUAAACAGUUUUAAAAAUGUAUCCCUUAAAUGCUGUACAGUUUUUAUAUACAUUAACCAGUAUGCUAUGAUGGCAAUGGCUGCGUUUAGAUAAUUUAUUUUGCCACACAUUACUGCACAGUUGUAAAUAACUCCUCAUACUAUAAUAUCACUUUUCAGAGCUAAGUGUAAAAAAGAAAAAAUCCUCAGUAUGUACAGUUUUUUUUUGAGAUGGCACUUUCAUUUCAGCUUGGAAAAUGGGCCAAAAAAGUUGAAAUGCUCAUUGUUUUACUGCUAAACAUUUGGAAAGUCACAUCUUUGCAAUGGAAUAGCUUUUUGUUAUGGUGCAACAAAGUUCAUUUGGUUAUUCAAAAAUUUUACACUAAGUUGCUAGCAUGGAGUAGCCCCUUUGACUUUAUUAUUAAACUGUGUAGUUUCUUUUGCUAGAUGUUUACAUGUUUACAUAAAGGUAAAACUACUGCACAGUAACUUUAAAAGGAAGCACUGAUUCUGAUUCAACAGAUAAAAAUUAGUUUGAGGACAAAUGCCACAUUAGUCAUCCAGUGUAAAUUGAGCAUUGGGUAUUUGAAAUGUUGUUUCUGCCUUGAGGCAUAUGCAUAUCCAGCAACAAAUUUAUCACUCAGUAUUUACACUAUUUGCAUUUUUAUUUUAUACAAUUUAAGAACAGAGUUUGUUCAGUCAGGAAGGUACUGAUCCUUAGUAAAAUGCUAUGUCCAGAACUAAGGAAUAUUAUGCUUUUGUACCAAUAAGUUUUAUUAAGCUACAGCAAUAUCACAAAGAAGGAGCACUAUUCCACAAAUUUAGUUCCUGUGUACAAAACUCUUCGUAAAGGAAGAUAACCAUUCCAAAAAGACAUAGUGUAUCCUUGUGUCUGCUUGCAUAUACUGGAUUUCAAAUAUUUGACAUAAUUUAGAACACCUGAAGAAAAAACAAAUUUCCUCACAUUAUUGGAUUUCAGUGGAAACAGAAUCUGCUUUUGACUCUGGGCAAGUGACUUGCCACUCAGAUCUCCAGAAAAACCUGCAUUUUUAAACAGUCUAUGAAUUAAUACAAAUGACACUUCCCAGGCCAUAAAUUUUAACUACAUGUACAAGUACAAAUUGGUUAAAAAAGCAAGCUCAGGACUGCAGUCCAAAGGCAUUUUGCAAUGUAGAAAGUGGUCAAUAUCUGGAAUUGUCUUGAGUUGCAUAGUGGCAGCAAAAAUCUCUGAAUGCUCUUCUGGGGAGAUCAGUAGACAUCUGUGAAGGCAUGUGAUCUUUUAAGUGUAUAGAUGUGCAGGAUUUGUUGAAGGAUAUUGUGUGUAUCAAAUCCCUUUCCCUAUUUAUAGAUUUGUAAUGGACUUUAUAAUUUUUCUAACCCCACUGAGUCCAAACUUAGGAAUGCUUUUUUGUCAGCUGAAUUGUGAGCCACCAUAUGUUGGCUUUGUUUUACAAUGAAGCUGAACAUUUUAAGAUUAAAGUUAAAAAGGGGAAAUCAUAUAUCCAAUAUGCAGUUCGAAAAACAGCCCAAUGUUAUUCACUCCAUAAGUACUAAACAACAGUGUAAUGUAGAACAACAAGAAGCAGAUAUCUGUUCUGUCCUCCAGUAAGUUCACCACUGCUGCUGCAGCAACUGCUAUUUAGUUGCUGCUGGUUGUUUUAUUUCAGUGGCAUUUUAAUUAUCAUAAUCUUAGUUUUUAAUUAGGUGAGCUAACAUUAUAAUCAGUGAGUUCAGUGAUUAUUUUUAAAUUGCUGCAGAAAUAUACUUAAUACACCAGUUAUCAAAUAUUUAAAUCAAAACAUACAUUUUUAAAUCAAUAAAAAUGUUAAUGAAGAUUUCUAUCAAAUUAUUUUAACUUAUUCAGAAUAAAAUAAAGUGAAAGGCAGAUAAUUGCAACACUGUUAUCUAUUAUAUUUCAUUCAUGUUUGUAAAUCACUGCAGUUUAUCUUCAUAUCCAAUUGUGCAGCAGAUGCAGUCCUUAAAGAUGCCCACAUCGUGGCGAUGUGCAGAAAUAGUAUUUUAAAGGCAACCUUGUUUGCGUAGCAAAGGUUUUUACAUUAAUGGAAAAACUGAGAAUUGGUUUAUGCUCUGCAAGCUGGCUUUUUGGUAGUACAUAAAUCCAACCCUUUUAGGUUUACUAAGGGCAUUAUCUUAUUUCUUAAUAAAAAUAGAACUUAUGUAUUUUGAACUACCUGAUUACUAUGAUGGCUCAUUGGUAAUAUUAAAUUGUUUUUUUCUGAGUAUACAUACUUAUACAGAAUGUCCUUCAGUUAGUGCCUGGAAAUAACUGAAAUUUUAUCUGUGUAAUUAUUGAGUAGAAAAAUGGAUAUAAAAGCUCAGCAAAAGAAAUAUUUCUGAUUGUUUACACUAACCUCUGAGUGUCCAAUUCCUAUUCUGUACUGUAUUUUGAUUAGUUGUACUCUUUUCUUUUUGGAAAGUUAAUGUAUUGUAAAUCAGGCAUAUGUUAUCUCUGUAAUGUUAGCAGUUGAACUGCGUGCAUUGUAUACCACUUUUAGCAACUGGAUUUCUUGAACGUAGGGCUCAAACAGUACAGCAGGCACAUCCAUAUUUAAAUACUGACACUGACGAUUUACUAAAAUAGCUUUGUAACAAUGGGAUACAGUACAUUGAGUUUGCUAAACUUCAGCUAGUAUUUGAGCUAUGACAUUCCCUUAAUUUCUGAAGCCUUAUCCUCUCCUCCCACCGCCAGAAAAUUCACCUGUCUGAAUGUAAAAUCUCCUUUUUGUUGACCAGUCGACAGGUUAUUCUUGAAAGUAUAAUUUAAUCUGGCAAGGGUAGUUUAAUAUUUCCACAUUCAGUUUGGUAGUACCCCUUCUCCAGAUUAUCUUUUACCUUUUGAGGAGUUAAGUAGGUCAGUAUUUUCAUCCCUAAAUCUGUGUGGGAUUUAGCAGUUUAUGGUGCCUAAAAUAUAACUAUUUUCUUUGCACCAUAUCCAUUUCAUGCUCCCAUUUCUUUAAGAUUCUAUUCUCUUUGGCUAAGUACUGACAAAAGUUACAUGAACCUUUCAAAUUGAUUCCAGCAAUAGCUAUUACUUUUGCACAACCAGCGAAGGCUGCAACAUAAGAUAUAAUGGUCCACUGUUCUUGUGCUGCUUUAAUGUUCUUUCCUUUGUUUAUCUAUACAAACUGAAUUUUUUAUAACUUACCCUCCCCUUUACUGUCUAACUGAAGUGAACUGUAUUCCAUUUUUGUAUUGACUAACAAUUGUGACAUUCUUAAAUCUGCAGUCUUGAAUGUCAUUGGUUUGUGACUAUCUAGCAUCAGAUAUUGCAUGUAAUGUCACAUUGCUUGUAUGGAAUGUAUAAUGUCACUAUCACAAUAUAUUGGGCACGGAAUGAGAAUGAUACUAAAUAACAAUGAGUAAUGUCAAUUGGAACAUUCUUUGCUAAUUAAAAAAUUGUUUGAGCCCUACAUUAUCUCUAAAAAUAAUAUCCUUCAUAAAGCAUGGAAAAUUGUUCCUAGCAGAGAUGUGCAAAAAGCUUGUACUUCCUUUAUUGGUCACUCAGUUUUGAAUUAUGGGUCUCUGUCACAGUACUGCCCUUAUAGCUCUUCCUAAUACAAAAGGCAAAAGCAUCCUACCAAUUUUUAAAAAAAUAAUGCUACUUUAUGAUGAAAGAUAAAAUUCAAAACAUCAUUAUCUUACUAGGACAAGACUAAUUAGAUUUUCUUUAUUUACCAGCUUAAUUUUGCCUAAAAUUAUUAGCUUGCCCCCACCUUAUGAUACACUCUAUCACCUUAAAUGAAUAUUGGUAUCUUACCUAGUAUUGUGAAUCAAUGCCGAGCUGCAAUUUAAAAACCAAUGACAUGUAAAUACACAACAUACAUACUUUUGUUUUAUUAUGUUUUAUUGUGGAAUCAUUCAGAUUUUCUUUCCAUUUGUUCCAAAUACAGUUCUUGUGGUUGCAUAAGCAUCAGUAAUAGACUGCAGAGCAGUUCUGUAAUAAUUCUUGUCUGUUGCAAGAUGAUAUAAAGGAAGGAACUAGGGCAAAAAGAAUUUGAGUUAAAACUAGUUUCAAAACCAGCUAAUAUGUAUAAGAUAGUAAUAUCAGCUGCUGAAGAUGGCUGGACAGCUAUAAAAAUAUUUUCUUUAAAAAAAAAUACAAAAUUUGAAUAUUCUGUUUGUUUAGCUUCUCAAAGAUGGGACUUGAUUUCAAGCUUAAAGAACACUACGAGCACGCUAGGAAACUUUAAAAAACACAGCACUGUAUCAAUCACCCAGGCUAAAAUUUUAAGGUGACCAACAAAGAUAGCCCGAAAAUUUUGCACACCUCUGGUUAAUAGGACGAUGAACCUUUUUCUUUUUCUGACACCUGUGGUAUAUGGAUUGAAGUCUCAGAUGUGUAAAUGUUCUUGCAUCUGUAUGAGACAUUGUACAUAACUGUAAAUAACACAUAGGUUCACACCCUCCUCUUUGUAAUAGUAAACUGUGUAGAAUGUUUUUUUCCCAAAAAAAAGUGGCAAACAUGCCAUCAGUGAUGUAAUGAUGUAAUUUUUUUGUACAAUGUAGGUUAAUUGUGUACAUAUUGUUUGGCAGUGUGCCGCUGCAGUACUGUCACUGGCUGUAUGAGUUCCUGCAAAACAAAGGUUAUUUUCUACAGUUGCAUGUACAGAGAGAAGAGAGAUGCUGUUGUCCCUCAAAAAUUAUGUUCGUAAAUAAAUGAAAAGAAAUCA